Molecule: messenger RNA, 846 nt
Organism: Lactuca saligna
Lineage: Eukaryota; Viridiplantae; Streptophyta; Magnoliopsida; Asterales; Asteraceae
Source: the annotation of a GenBank genome assembly
AUGGAAGAGGUGGGGAUGAGCUUAGUAUCAUUGUUACGAGCAGCAUGGAUCCUUAUUACUUUGCCGAUUGUUGUAGGCCUUGUCCCAUUCCCUGGGCUUGCUUGGCUUCACACGAUUCUCACGCUUAGCAACAGAGGCAAGAUUUUGCAAUCCAACUCUAAACUAACUGUGCCUCAAAGAUUCUUCUCUCACUUUUAUGCGAUGGCCAUUUUAUGGACGACACUCUUGCUUGUUGCAAUGUGGUCUUAUGCAACAACCAGCCACGUGGCUGGAGGAGAAUCCCAUGCAAACAUAUCUGUGUUUCUCCUUGUGCUAAUGGAACUCCAUCUUUUGCGACGUUUCUAUGAGACAAUAUAUGUUUUCAAAUACAGUCCCUCAGCUCGAAUGCACAUCUCUGGUUAUCUUUUGAGUCUAUUAUACUAUGCACUGGCUCCACUCUCCCUAUGCUGUAAUUUUGUACCUCAAGUCUUUGACUCUGUCAACGGAAGAGUUGGCAUGUCAAGGCCUGGAUCUGAUAAAAUAUGGAUGUUUGUGACUCCUUUCUCGAGGCUUCCAUGGUAUGCAUGGAUAGGUGCGGUUAUUUUCUUAUGGGGUUGGGUACAUCAGCUUUGCUGUCAUCGAAUCCUUGGUUCCUUGCGAGACAAAACCAAAAACCCGGAGGAGUAUGUUAUUCCGUAUGGCGAUUGGUUUGAAUACGUGUCAUCUCCACACUACACAGCUGAAAUUGUGGCAAAUCUGGUUUAUACAGCAAAGGAAACACAAGGAUGUGAUCUGUGCAUUGAAGGAAGCUUGUGUAAAGCUGUUCGAUUGGAUCAUUACUUUGUUAAAGGAAAGCUUUCGCUCUAG